AUGGCUGCCCCGGGGGACGAGGUGCUGGACGGCUACAUGUACCCGGCGUGCGUCCCCUACUCGUACUCGUACCCGUACCCCUACCCGCCCAACGCCAAGGGCAAGGGCGAGGCGGGCGGCUGGCGGCACCGGGGCGGGGGCUACGCUCCCGCGUCCUCCUCCUCGUCGUCCUCCUCUGCCGGGGCGGCCUUGCCGGCUUUCCCGGGCUGCGGGCAGCUGACGGCCGCCGAGUAUUUCGACAGCUACCAGCGGGCGCAGCUCAUGGCCCUCCUGUCGCAGGUGAGCCCGGACCUCGGCCCGCGGCCCCGCAGGGCCAGCAGCCGGGACGUGGCGGUGCAGGUGAACCCGCGCCGCGACGCCUCGGUGCAGUGCUCGCUGGGGCGGCGCACGCUGCUGCGCAGGGUCCGCGACUCCGGCCCCCCGGCCGGGCCCGGCACCGAGGGCGCGGCGGGCGCGGGCGGCUCGGGGUCCCCGCAGUCGGCGCGCCGGGGCCCCGAGCAGAGCAGCCCCCCGAGCGGCGCCCCUCGGACCGUGCGCUUCCCGCGCACCGUCGCCGUGUACUCGCCCGUGGCCUCCCGCCGCCUCACCACCUUCCUGGAAGGGGCCGACGGCGCGGCGGGGGAGCAGCUGCCCGGGGCGCCCGAGGGAGAGCGAAGGACCCCGCCUCCGAGGCCCCGAGGCCCCGAGGAGGGAGAGGGGUCGGCGAGGAAGGCGCCCCAACGGUCGCAGUCCGAGGAGGAGGAGGGGGACGACGACGCGGCCCAGGCAGCGGUGCGGAAGAGCUGGGAGCCGCCGGGCGCCGGGCUGCAGCCGCGGGAGGCCCGGGGUGACGAGGCGGCCCAGCGGCGCCCGCCCAGGGGUCCGGAGCAGUCCCCGCCGGUGGGGCAGGCCCGGGACGCCGCGGGCCAGAGGUCGUCGCCGCGGAGCCCCGAGCAGGCCAAGGAGAGGCCGCGCUUCCAGUUCUUAGAGCAGAAGUAUGGCUACUAUCACUGCAAGGAUUGCAACAUCCGAUGGGAAAGUGCCUACGUGUGGUGUGUGCAGGGCACCAACAAGGUUUACUUCAAGCAGUUCUGCAGAACUUGUCAGAAGUCUUAUAACCCUUACCGGGUGGAGGAUAUCACGUGCCAAAGCUGUAAACAGACUAGAUGCUCCUGCCCUGUAAAACUCCGCCACGUUGACCCUAAACGGCCCCACCGUCAAGAUUUGUGUGGGAGAUGCAAGGGCAAACGCCUAUCCUGUGACAGCACUUUCAGCUUCAAAUACAUCAUUUAA
Molecule: messenger RNA, 1272 nt
Organism: Prionailurus viverrinus (fishing cat)
Lineage: Eukaryota; Metazoa; Chordata; Mammalia; Carnivora; Felidae
Gene: ZAR1
Product: zygote arrest 1
Exons: 4
Coding region: 1-1272 (423 amino acids)
Biological process (GO): translation
Cellular component (GO): cytoplasm
Molecular function (GO): mRNA base-pairing post-transcriptional repressor activity
Source: RefSeq, a predicted model, not a curated record